UGUCAGAACUGGAGCCCGCUCCACGUCGAUCGAGAAACCGGGAGCAGGAAAAGCCCCCUUUUUUCCCUGAGUGUGUGUAUAUGUCUGUGUGUUUUCACUCGGUCAGCCUCAUGCACAGCGAGCGAGCUCCCACCACAGCGGACUGGACUCCCACAGAAUGCUGACGAACAAGCCACACGCCGGGAACAAAGUGGGACGCUGUGUGCUCUUCCUCUCCGUCGUCCACAUCUACUGUGCUGCGGGCAACUCAGAAAGAGUCUCUCAGAGUCAAGAUGACACACAUGCCGUCCACAGCAGUCAACUGGACCUUCGGGAGAUAGUCUUCAUCAUCCAGAGUCAGAGUAACUCCUUUCACGCCAGGCAGGCUGAGAAACUGAGGGACCAUUUAGUCAAGCAGGCGGUGCAGCUCUCACAGGAGCCGCCAGUGGUUUUGCUUCUUCACAGUUUAUCGGAGAAUGAGGGUGACUGGAGCAUCCUUCCUCUGCUGCCUUAUUUGUCCUCCUCCUUUGGGCGAAAUUCCUCCUGGAUUGUUUUUCUCGAGGAGGAGACCAAGGUGAAGAUGACAAAGCUGGUUCAAGUGCUGGCAAAGUUUGACAAGAGCAAAGACUGGUUUCUUGGGAAACCGCUUCACGACCAAGAGUCGACCAUCAUCCAUCACUACGCCUUUGCUGAGAAUCCCUCCAUCUUUAAAUAUCCGGAUUUCUCCGCCGGCUGGGCUCUGAGUGUUCCCCUCAUCGCUCGACUUGCAAACAAAGUGAAAGACGAACCGCUUAAGUCAGACUUCACCAUUGACCUGAAGCACGAGGUGGCCUUGUAUAUCUGGGACAACGGGCGCGGUCCUCAUCUCACCGCCGUGCCAGAGCUGUGCACCGGGCCGGAGGACUCUCUGCAGACCCGACACUGUGCCACCAGUCUGAGCCGCGAGCCUCCACUGUGUGGAGCGCCUGUAAAUAAAGAAGAAAUAUUUGUUGCUGUGAAAACGUGUAGGAAGUUUCACGAGGAACGAGUGCCCGUGAUAAAGAAGACUUGGGAAAAAGACGCUUUAUAUAUCGAGUACUACAGCGACCAUGAAGACCCCUCCAUACCAACUAUCGAUCUAGGCAUACCAAAUACAGAAAGAGGCCACUGCGGGAAAACUUUUGCAAUCCUGAGAAGAUUUCAGAGCGGGAACAUCCCAAAGACCAAGUGGCUCCUCAUCGUGGACGAUGACACGCUGAUCAGCCUUCCCCGACUGCAAGCCCUGCUGAGCUGCUACGACCCGUCUGAACCUGUGUGUCUCGGGGAGAGGUACGGCUACGGCCUGAGCCAGGGAGGCUACAGCUACAUCACCGGAGGAGGAGGCAUGGUGUUCAGCAAGGAGGCCGUGGAUCAGCUCCUGAAGAGUGGCUGCAAGUGCUACAGCAACGACGCUCCGGACGACAUGGUGCUGGGAAUGUGUCUGAACGCCCUUGGACUUCCUGCCACGCACAGUCCGCUUUUUCACCAGGCUCGCCCGGAGGACUAUUCCCGAGACUUUCUCUCUCACCAGUUGCCCAUCUCCUUCCAUAAACACUGGAACAUUGACCCAGUUGCGGUUUUUAACAAAUGGCUUAAGGAUGAUACGACAAAUCCCGCUGGACUCGCAAAGAAAACAGAACUUUAAAGUGUGUUCCUCAUGAAUUGCUGCCUGUGACAACAGGACUUCUUCAGUGUGUCCAUGACUGUACUGUGUGUUUCCACGACUGAGCGGCCGGUGACUUGCAUGUUGUGCGUUAUUUUUGGAGAAAUGUGUGUAUUUAUAAAUAUAUAUGACGAAUCAGACUUUUUUGUUUUUUCUUGCUGUCUUCAACAACACUGUAUGCUCUGCUCUAUUUUGAUAUAAAACACUUGAAAUUGGUCCUUGUCUCUUUCU
Synchiropus splendidus (mandarinfish) is the source of this 1891-nucleotide messenger RNA. It is a transcript of the gene b3glcta, whose product is annotated as beta 3-glucosyltransferase a. Gene Ontology annotation, cellular component: membrane. Lineage: Eukaryota; Metazoa; Chordata; Actinopteri; Syngnathiformes; Callionymidae. The transcript has 15 exons. The record is from RefSeq and is a predicted model, not a curated record. Gene Ontology annotation, molecular function: acetylglucosaminyltransferase activity. The coding region runs from base 158 to 1642 and encodes 494 amino acids.